Molecule: messenger RNA, 1399 nt
Organism: Thunnus maccoyii (southern bluefin tuna)
Lineage: Eukaryota; Metazoa; Chordata; Actinopteri; Scombriformes; Scombridae
Exons: 3
Coding region: 232-1161 (309 amino acids)
Source: RefSeq, a predicted model, not a curated record
AGCAGAAGAGGCACCCGCAUUCUGUGAAGACCCGCCCCUACUCUGCCUCUGAUUUUUACCCUAACCCAAACCACCUCACUCCACUCUGUAACAGCAGACCCUCCCCAGCAGAUCUAAGAGGCUCUCUGAGACAACCCACCAAAAGGACUUCAUGGUGCAUUCAAGGGCACCUCGUAAACUCAGAAAACUAUACUCGAAAGGCUUCAAAGGUUGCUUAAAACGUUAUCCACAAUGGCAUCUACAAUACAUGGCAACUACAUCACACAUCUGGAUGUGUCCCUCAAUGUAACUGAGGAGCAAGAGCUCAAAGCACAAGGCUUCAAGAUAAUAAAUGAUGAUCUGAACAAAGGGGCAUUAGGAAAAUACAUCUACAUUUGGUACAAAAAAGAAGAUGGUGCUCCACCAAUCACAAGGAUUCAAGUCACAUUCAACGAUGACAUGGCUGUUGGUUUGAGAGCAGCAGAGUACACAAAGAUCGAUAAAGAUCUCAAUGCUGGAGCUGCAGGUGAUCACAUCUACCUUUGGUACUUCAGGGGGGGCACAGAGUAUGAUAUUCCCAUAGUGGACAUUUAUGUCACUACAGAUGCAAAGGAUGAAGGCCGGAAGCUUAAGUCCGGCUGGGAGAGACUGGCCUGUGAUCUGAACCGUGGGAAUGCAGGGAACUAUAUCCACGCCUGGGUGAAGAGAGAGAGACAAACAUACAUCUGUGACGUCACUGCCACUGAUUCCUACAAAUCAGACAUGAAGCUCUUUGAGGAUGGUUACAUCCGUGUGGAUGAAGAUACUAAUAAAGGUGCACUCGGAGAAUAUGUCUUCAUCUGGUACCGUCAGACCACUGACUCUAGACGUGCACUCAGUGAUCUGCAAAUCUCCACCAAUGAUUGUCAGCAUCAGGAACUUCAGGACCAAAAUUACAACAAAGUUGUAAGAUGUUCGAAAUAUGUUAACCUCAACGAGGGGACCAUAGGUCACGAGGUGUACCUUUGGUACAAGCAAGAGGAGAGUAAACCCAUUAAGGCCAUCACCAUCCUUGUCAACCCAGCUGCUGUUGAGUGGUAUAUGCAGGCUGGUGUGAAAGUUAUCCAAAGAGAUCUCAACACAGGCAAUCUAGGCAAAACUGAAUACCUUUGUUUUUAUCAGGAAAGAGAGCCCCCAUGGUAGCAGAGCAGAGCAUUCUCAACAUUCACUGAAGUGGUAUUACUGGUAAUAUAAGAACCUAUCAUAAGCUAUGGGUUUUAUAGCUUACUUUGCUGUCGACCAAUCAUUUUAAAAUGGCAGUUUAUUCAACAUUGAUUACAACAUUAAUGAAAGAUUGAAUGUCAUGAAACUACUCUGACAAGACAAGAUGACUGUAUGUGUUUGUAAUAGUGUUUGUUUCAGUUUGAGUAUUUCUACAUGU